AUGGCGACUUACGCACGGCUGGGUGCUGCAGGCAAGGUGCCCCUCCUGGGGCUGGGCACAUGGAAGUCCCCUCCAGGUAAGGUGGCAGCUGCAGUGAUGGCUGCCAUCGACACUGGGUACCGCCACUUUGACUGUGCCUACUUGUACCAGAAUGAGAAAGAAGUUGGGGAGGGGAUCCAGCAGAAAAUCAAGGAAGGUGCUGUGAAACGAGAGGACCUCUUCAUUGUCAGUAAGCUGUGGUGCACAUUUCAUAACAAAUCUCUGGUGAAGGGAGCCUGCCAGAAGACCCUUGCUGACCUGAAACUGGAUUACCUGGAUCUUUACCUUGUGCACUGGCCUUUUGGGUUCAAGGCAGGAGAGGAUCUGUUUCCCACGGAUGACAAGGGCAUGUCUUUACCCAGCAACACAGAUCUUCUACAGACAUGGGAGGCCAUGGAAGAGCUGGUGGAUGCUGGUCUGGUAAAAGCCAUUGGGAUCUCCAACUUUAACCGUGAGCAGACUGAAAGGAUCUUGAACAAGCCAGGGCUGAAGCACAAACCUGCAAAUAACCAGAUUGAGUGUCAUCCAUACCUUUCCCAAGAGAAGCUUAUCAACUAUUGCCACUCUAAAGGAAUCACUGUGACAGCAUACUGUCCCCUUGGACGCCCUGACAGGGAGAAGCCAGACGCACCUUCCCUUCUGGAUGAUCCCAAAGUCAAAGAGAUUGCAGCCAAGCACAACAAAACCCCAGCACAGGUUCUCCUUCGCUUCCAGAUCCAGAGAAAUGUGAUUGUGAUUCCCAAGUCUGUCACACCACAGCGCAUUGUGGAGAACUUCCAGGUGUUUGACUUUGAAUUGACUAAGGAGGAAAUGGCAACCCUCCUCAGCUUAAACAGGAACUGGAGGAUCUGUGAAAUGAUCACGUGCAAAAAUCAGAAGGAGUACCCUUUCAAUGCAGAAUACUGAAGACAGUUUUAUCCUGCCCUCUUGCAGAUCUCUGGAGUCUAAUGAACUUCUGCAGUUGUGGUAGAGUUGCACUAGACAGCUUCCACACUGUCUCUCUCCUGCCAGCAAAGGCUUAGUAAUUUGUCUUCACUGACUGUGAGUUUUUCUUCUUUGGUGGAAGGAAAUAAUAAAAUUGUUCUCAAGACAAAAUACAGGAAGAAAGGCAAUAAUAAUUCUCUAUUCAUUAGAUAAGUGUCUCUGUGGCUGAA
Messenger RNA from Indicator indicator, 1193 nucleotides. Its product is annotated as aldo-keto reductase family 1 member B1-like. Gene Ontology annotation, cellular component: cytosol. Lineage: Eukaryota; Metazoa; Chordata; Aves; Piciformes; Indicatoridae. Gene Ontology annotation, molecular function: aldose reductase (NADPH) activity. The coding region runs from base 1 to 945 and encodes 314 amino acids. The transcript is spliced from 10 exons. The record is from RefSeq and is a predicted model, not a curated record.